Messenger RNA from Phanerochaete carnosa HHB-10118-sp, 1227 nucleotides. RefSeq lists its product as uncharacterized. Gene Ontology annotation, molecular function: transmembrane transporter activity. The transcript has 9 exons. The annotation marks the transcript as partial. Gene Ontology annotation, biological process: transmembrane transport. The record is from RefSeq and is a predicted model, not a curated record. Lineage: Eukaryota; Fungi; Basidiomycota; Agaricomycetes; Polyporales; Phanerochaetaceae.
CCUUCAACGGUAGCUUCGCAGCUGUCUGGAGCACGCUGGGCAUAUGCCUUUGCCCUGGUCACAUCUUUGUUCUUCACAUGGGGUUUUGCAUACGGUCUGCUUGAUGUCCUCAACUCUCACUUCCAGACUGUCUUCGGUAUCUCCAAGCUACAGAGUACCCUGCUGCAGUUGGCAUACUUCGGAGCCUAUUUCGUCUGGUCACCCUUCGCGGGCGUGUUCAUGUCCAGAUAUGGAUACAAGAAGGGUAUUCACAUCGGACUGACCCUCUAUUCCCUCGGUCUGUGUAUCGGAUGCCCCCUCUAUGCGCGAUCUUUUUCUGGCCGUCAGCAAAGUUCGAAACGUAUGGUGGCUUUCGUGGGAUGCACAUUCGUUAUAGGAUGUGGUCUCUCUACCCUCGAGGUCGCGGCCAACUCGUACAUCUCGGUGCUGGGGACUGAGAAAUAUGCCGCUGCAAGGUUGAACUUCAGCCAAGGUUUCCAAGGUAUAGCUACCUUCGCCGGCCCCAUGAUCGCUUCACGGUGGUUCUUCCUCGGCAAGAAUGCAACGACGCUGGACACGGUGCAAUGGGUGUACCUCGCCGUCGCUGGACUCGGAAUAGUUCUGAACAUUCUAUUCUACUUCUGUAAUCUCCCUGAGAUUACGCAGGAUGCUCUAGCCCAAGAAAUGCAUGAAGCGGGCAUUAGGGCCGACGAGGAACCGUUCUGGAAGCAGUAUCACUGUAUAUUCGGCUGGAUUGCCCAAACGGCUUACACCGGCGCGCAAGUCGGAGUAGCGGCAUUGUGUGUCAAUUAUAUCGUUGAUCAGAAUGUCGGUAUCUCGAAGUCGACUGCUAGUCAAUUGUUCUCUUACUGUCAGAUCGCCUUCACGGUUGGGCGAUUCGUCGGCGUUGUCUUGCUGAACUUCAUCGACCCCGCACUAAUGCUCAGCUUCUAUGGCGUCGCCUGCUCCGCCUUCUCACUCGCGGCCUCCUUCGCGCCGGGCAAGGCGGGAAUUGGCUGCCUUUUCGGCCUAUUCUUCUUCGAGUCCAUCUGCUACCCGGUCAUUUUCACUCUCGGAACCAAGCAGCUGGGCAAGCACACGAAGCGCGGCUCUGGCUUGAUCGUCAUGGGUGUUGGUGGCGGCGCGUGGUACCCGCCAGCGCAGGCCUCGAUCGCAGACAGGAACACGCGGUUGUCAUACGUCGUGCCCUUCACCGGCUACGUCGCGAUGACAAUAUACGCUGUGUAA